Messenger RNA from Ahaetulla prasina, 3050 nucleotides. It is a transcript of the gene CCDC17, whose product is annotated as coiled-coil domain containing 17. The coding region runs from base 64 to 2835 and encodes 923 amino acids. The record is from RefSeq and is a predicted model, not a curated record. NCBI's taxonomy places the organism in Eukaryota, Metazoa, Chordata, Lepidosauria, Squamata, Colubridae. The transcript has 19 exons.
GUUAGUACCUUUCACAUACUGAUAAAUAUAACCCUUUUUAAAUAUCUAGAAACACUUUUCAAAAUGACAGAUACACCAAUUUUCCACUGUUAUAACUGUGAGAUGGGGUUCCGCUGCAGACGACUGCUAGAGAAGCACACAGAAAAAUUCUGCAUUGGACGAGAAAUGGCAAUGAAUAUAAAAUACCGGCACAGGCAAGCACAGCAUAAAGGAAAAGAGCCCAAGAAAACAGAAAUGGCAGACAGCAUGGAUCAAUAUUAUCAGCUUCAUGUGUCAAAGCCAGAAAGAGACAAUUUCAGAUAUGUCAAGGGAAAUGGGGAACACGAGCAACGAGUCCAUAAUGUUAGAAGCUCUGAUGAUAAUGGAAGAGUUUCAGAUAACCAGGCCUUGAAGAAACUGACUGAAGAGUUUCACAAAUUGAGGACAUCACUUGAAGGCACACUUCCAACAUUUCGGACACUCCAGAAUGAAAACCAAAUACCUCGCCAGCAAGAAUACUGUCAGCGUCAUAGGCAAAUAGUAGAUGCACAUGAGCGCCAGUUGGCUGAAAUCCAAGCUAGCAACCAACACCUGGAACAGCAAAAAGAUGAAAUUCGUACACGCCUGUCAGAGCUGAAAUUAGGGAACUCAUCUUCAUCUCAGAUAGAAGAGUUGUUGAUGGAGCUGAAUACCCAAGAAAAAAAGAACAAGUUGACUUUGAAUGCACUGAGGGAACAGGUGAAACUUCUGCAGCAACAGGGAACAGGUAACAGAAGCAAUCUGGAUUCUGCCACCAAUAGAAAGACAAAUAGCAUUGUAAAUAAAAUGGACGAGAAUGCCAUCUUCAAAUCUAUGGUGUUUCCAGCAGCUAUUGGGCCCCUUUCUUCUGAGAUACAGAUGCUGUACCUGACUUAUUUGCAGAGUGGAGGCAAUGACCAUCACAUCGUCCGUCAGAUGUAUGAACUGCAGCUGGAGGCCACAGCACUGGAAAAAAAUGGCACAAAGCCUGAACAAAGGGGUAGAAAGAAAAAAUAUGAAGGACUCAACUCAAAGACUUUGGAUGCAGAACUCUUGUCUGUUGAGUUAGAGAAUCAACAUCUGGAAGAUGAGAUAUUAAAAAUGAAAAUUCUGAAGGACAGAAGGAGAAUGGAAAAUGGUUCUUUGGACUUAGAGCUGGACAAGUUGCAGCAAGUACAUAUGGCAGAAAUGGCUCAGCUACAUGCUGAGAUUGGUAGGCUGAGACACAAUAUUGAAAGGAGAAAAGUUCAGUGGUCUAGAAGGCGAUCACCACCCUUUCUUCCACCACCUAUAGCACCACCUCUGCCACCUCCUCCUCCUCCUCACCUUGGGCUCCCUGAUCCCACCAUUCUGACUAGAAAUAUGGACCCCAUGGGAUCAUCUGCUACAGGAAUAAACCAGUAUUUUCUGGAUCCCUCUGACACACUAGGACCAGCUCCAUAUGAUCCAGUAUCUGGUUUUGUAAUAUUCUAUGAUUUUCUUUUGGGGUUGGAUCCUAUGUUCUACCAUGUUCGCCUGGUUUCUGGUUUAUAUCGUAAUGGGCAGCAAUUAGGGAAGUCUACAUCUCUUCCUGUUGUUUCCUCUGAUAUGGGCCAUUCUCCACAAUCUCUGAUGGACAGGCAAAGAGCAUGCUGUGCCAUCUUAGCAGCUAGACAGCCAGUCCCAAGAAUCCUUCCUUCAACCUCCAUCAGUCUUGUAGCUGAGCUUCAGGCCUCUGGAGGUUUUGAUGUUUAUGGGCAGGAAAUUCAGAAUUUGUCCCCCAGAGGAUGGGCUAAAACCAACAUUUUUGACCACCUACACCAAGUGAUGAGUGGGCAUUGGAAAGUUCCUAUACGAGUGCUUCCUGUAAAGCCAGGUCUUACUGAAGAACAGUUGAAUGGUGUGCCUCAGGUUGGCAAAGCUGAGCUUUAUUUGCGGCUGGUGAACGCAAGAGAUGCUGAUAUGCAAUCAAUGGCUGAUAUCCAACCUGGCAGAGCUUCCUUAUAUAAAUAUCCUCCUACAGCAUCCAGUUUCACAGCGCCUCCUAUUGAUUUCCCUCCAACCCAGCAUUCUUUCCAUCCUGCCCCCACCAGCCUGUCCUUUUCUGCUUCUCCUUACACUGGUUUAGUUGACCCACCUCCUAAUCAGGAACAGUCUAUCCAGCUUAAAUCUAAUGAAAGAGGUGAAAAAAUACCCCCAACUCCAAUUGCCGAGCAGAGAAAUUGUAGGCAGCCAAAAGAAAUACAACUGGGAAUCAUUCUUGAUAAAGUGAAAGGUGCCCCACCAGGCAAUGGGGCCAUCCGACUGACAGGUUACCAUCAGAAAACUGGUCAGGUAAUUUGCACCAGCAAUUCAGGAUUUAAUUAUUGCACUAAUUUCAUCAGAUCAGACAUCAAACACAGUUAUUUCGUAUUUGGAGAGGAACAGGUAAUAUUUUGGGAUAUUAUGCCACAAGAAGAUAUGAUCCUUGUUGCUCGCUUUUAUCACUGCCCCAAAGGAAGGGAAGCAUCUGCAUUCGGGGACAACAAAUUCACCUCCCAUUACCCAUCAUUAGGGAGUGAACAAUGGUUAGCUGCCUGGGCUGUGUUCAGACUAACCAAGCGGCUUGAAUCCUGUGAAGUGAUGUUUGCAGGUGCAAAGAAGGAAGAGGAAUCCAGAAUGACUAUGUGGAAUAUUGGCACUCAUACAUUAUCUCUUUAUCAAUGUCCUGUGCCACCUAUAACAGUUUUGCCCACUGUGCCAGCAAAACACAAGAUGUAUGGUGAUGCUACUUUGAGACUACACAUCUUUAGUACCCAAAAACCUGAGCUGCCUUUCCCACCAGAGUUACCAGCCACACUUGAUCCUACAGAAACCUGAUCCCAUGCAGGUGCUAAAGGAAGAAUACAGUAGUUUGCUGUUAUAAACUAGAAUGGCUGGGAUUCAUCUAUCCCAAACAGAAUUGGUAGAAGAACCCAAAAGCUCUUUUUGGUUAUCUUUCAAAUAACAUGGAAAGAAGUAGAUGUUUUUCUCCAGUUGUGCCUCCGCAGUAUAGGAACUACUCAAAACACAUGCUGUGUUCACAUGUAUUCAAU